Molecule: messenger RNA, 1329 nt
Organism: Helobdella robusta
Lineage: Eukaryota; Metazoa; Annelida; Clitellata; Rhynchobdellida; Glossiphoniidae
Exons: 2
Coding region: 1-1329 (442 amino acids)
Source: RefSeq, a predicted model, not a curated record
AUGUGGUCAUUCGCUUGUUCAUCCAUUCAUUCAUCCAUCCACCCCACUUGGUUUGGACGGCACGGAGGUAAAGCGAAAGAACAGGAAUGCUCGGGGUCCCGGAAAAAAGUUGACCCAUCGGGCGCGAGGGCUGCUUCGCCUCUCGGUGCCGCACCCGACCCCAAGCCUAGGUUGCCCACACGGUCGUCGGCCGCAUCGGUCUCUGGUGAUCCUCUCGACCUGGAUUACUCUGGUGUUUUUGACAAGCUGACGGCCGUGCUGAAAUGUGUACCGGUGUACGACCAUAUCCCUAAGCCAUGCAGGGAGAAGUUCGCACAUGAUCUGAACGCCUUGCUGACGGCUGUUUGUAAUGACCCUGGUGACCCGGCUCACUGGGUUAGACUCCACUGUUUUGUCCCAUACGUUUUACAGAAGACUUCCAGAGGGGGUCGCCGGGUCAACCAGGGCAAUCUGGUUCUGGUCAACAAGCGUCUAAGCGAAUAUUCAACUAUUGGUCUUGAAACCCUGGUACUGUGCUUUGAUGGGUUCAAUAAUGCCAAAUCACAAAAGCCCAACCCCGAUCGGUGGAUCAACGCUGUGUCAUCUUGUAUUGAACAGGGAAACCUGUCCUCGGCUGUCAGACUUGUCUGUUCGCCGGAGGGCCUGGCGGAGAGCUCACCAUCCACUUUCGAUAAAUUAUGUUCCAUCCACCCAAAAAUUCCGGUGGACAGGCGGGUCUUCCCCGCAUUGGCACCAACGGCUGAUUGCGUUUCUCCCGCCGAGGUGCUGAGGGCCGUUAAAUCGUUCAAAAACGGUUCUUCCGGAGGCCUGGAUGGCCUACGACCCCAGCACCUUAAGGAUGUUUUUUCUGGCCCCUUGCCAAUCAACGACACACUGAACUCCUUAACCCAAUUCAUUAAUUUGAUCCUAUCUGGAGUUUGCCCACUCUCUGUCCGCCGGUGCCCGGACAGAUGCACACUAAUACCUUGGAGAGCCGGUAGAUGUUUGGCGUGGUAUGUUACGGUCCCUGGCACCCUUGCCGAACGAUAUGUAAACCUGACAAGUAAAGAAUGCGGUUUGGCCGCGGCCAGGGUAGCGGACGAGAAAAUGAAAAAAUAUGGGAAUGCCCUCCCAUCGAUGGAAUUCUUGCCAAUAUGUAUCGAGAUUCUCGGCCCGAUGGACCCCAACACCCUUAAAUUUCUUAAGGCAAUAUGUAAAAUGAUCAGCGUCAGAUCAGGCGACAGCAGGGAACUGUUUUUCGCAACUAACCACAUUUCGUGCUUGUUGCAGCGGUUCCUGCGUGUCUGUGUGCUUGAAAAUAUCCAGCUGAAUGCCGACAUGUGCAAUUAA